Molecule: messenger RNA, 4783 nt
Organism: Malurus melanocephalus (red-backed fairy wren)
Lineage: Eukaryota; Metazoa; Chordata; Aves; Passeriformes; Maluridae
Gene: GPR65
Product: G protein-coupled receptor 65
Exons: 4
Coding region: 374-1414 (346 amino acids)
Biological process (GO): G protein-coupled receptor signaling pathway
Cellular component (GO): membrane
Molecular function (GO): G protein-coupled receptor activity
Source: RefSeq, a predicted model, not a curated record
AUCUGAUAAAGCAGAAGCAGACACUUUCCUUAGAAGCAGACACAGGUUACAGUGCCGCUGGCGUAACAGGGGAACCGCUGCACAGGGACACGUGGCUGCCAAGGCAAAAGCAGCAGGUACGCUCAGCAGCUGAGAGAAAACUUGGGAAUGCUUCAGAUCAUGCAUUCAGGCUUCUGAAAGGGCAUGUUUCCCUCUUAGACAUGAAGAGACCUGUCAUAGAAAAAGAGAUGCUAAAAUGUGAUUAGGAGAAGAGAAAGCUGGAAUCUUGUCAACCAGGUCCUGAAGAGCUAACAGAUGACAACCCACCAGACUACACAAGGGUUUUUAUUGCACCCAGGCUGGAGUUAGCCCAAGGACRCUACUGCAGUGGACAAUGGACAACAACACUGUUGAAUGCCAUGAUGAUCACACCCUGGAUAAGUAUUUGUUUCCAUUUGUGUACAGCAUUGUGAUGAUGAUCAGUAUUCCCAUCAACUGCAUAUCCCUCUAUGCAUCUUGCAUUCAGGUGAGRAAAAAAAAUGAGUUAGCAGUCUACAUCUUUAGCCUGUCCCUGGCCGACCUUUUGUACUCUUUGAUUCUGCCUCUCUGGAUUGAUUAUGCCUGGCAUGGAGAUGACUGGAGGUUCUCUGCCUCCCUUUGUCAGAUUUUUGCCUUCCUUAUGUAUAUGAAUUUCUACACCAGCACCGCAUUCCUUGCCUGCAUCUCUAUCGACAGGUACCUGGCAUUGGUUCACCCCCUGAAGCUCCAGUUCUUGCGCACAAGAAGRUUUUCAUUGAUUGUCAGCAUGAUUGUUUGGCUUCUGGAAAGCAUCUUUAAUUCAGUCAUAUUGGUGUACAAGGAAGUAUUCAAUGAUCCUUGUAAUUUCACUAAUCACACAUUAUGCUAUGAUAAUUACCCGCUGGAAAGGUGGCAGGCGAACAUAAAUUUAUUCCGAAUAUGCUCAGGGUACUUGGUCCCUUUGACAAUCAUCAUGUUUUGUUACCAUAAAAUCUACCAAGUAGUGAGAUAUAACCAAGCCACAGUAGAUGAAGAAAAGAAAAAAGUGAGAAAACUUAUUCUAAGCAUCACAGUUAGUUUCAUUGUUUGCUUCACUCCUUAUCAUGUUGUGUUGCUUAUUCGCAGCAUCAAAGAACCUUCCAACACGGACCAGCAUCUUUUGUUGUUGAUGUAUAAGGUUUACAGAAUCACACAGGCCUUAACAAGCUUGAAUUGCAUUGCAGAUCCCAUUCUGUACUGCUUUGUGAGUGAAACUGCACGAACAGAGAUAGUGAGUUUGCUCAGGUGUUGUUUGUGCCUACGAAAGCRUGAGGAAGACCAAGUGAAAGAAUAUGCUCUGUGCAGUUCUCCUACAAAAAGCAGUGCACUGAUCACCUACAGAACCUCCUGUGAAACACAGACUGUCAAAAAUUCUUGAAUGAGUGCAUGCAAGGGAAAAUUGGAUAACCUUAAAGGAAAAGAAAGAAAAAWUCUUCUCUGCUCUGUACCCAGGAAAUGCCCCAAAAGUCAGAGAUACCAAUCUAAGCAAAACUGGUAGCUGUAGUCRAUAAGAACUUACUAUUGGGUCAAUGAAAUCAAUGGAGCAUCAACAUGUUUUUAAAUCAGGUAUGGUAUAUAAAUCAAUGGCAACAAACAAAUGCACAGUCAAGGAUGGCUGUGCCAUGCUGAUGGAAUUACUGAGGAUUCCCCACGGAACUGUCUCCUGCURCAGAUUGCUUGCCAGCCUGCUGCAGUGUGCUUUGCUGGAGAGAGGUUGAAGGCCUCUUUGUCCUGACUAAAAAAGGAGCAGACAGAGGGACUGUGGUAAAGUUCUAUCAUUUCAUGGUGUAAUUUAUGCUGCUAUGAUGGUUCCUGUAUUUCUUAAAAGACUCAGAAUUCUUCAGCAUAUACCUGAGAUCAGCCACUUCUUAAAAUUGUUUACCUCCUGUGUACAGGUACUUACCUGCCCUUAACUUUUUGUUUUCUUUGAAAAACAUAUGUUCUAACAUAUAACUGUAUGUCAUGCUAUUUCAUUAUAAAACCAGUAUUGGGUUUCAGAUAGUUGAAGUUCCAUUACUUCAGGUGCCUAUAAAGAACCAAAUUGUAGCCACCAGUGUUUUACCUUGGAUGAAACUUUUCCUGAUACAUGCAGAGAGGAGAAGGAUAGAAAGGUGAGGUUUCACAUCUCCACAACAUAAAGGGUCAGCCUUUAGGGYUGCUAAUUAUGACUGAAAUCCGGAGUGUCGGUGGAGUGUAGUGGUUCCAUUUCCAGACUCAUUAGAGCCAGGUUUGCAUCCAUUUACUUUACUGUCCAUGGGAGCUUCAGGUUCCAGGGCUCUCAAUCUGCCAAUUUUUAAAAAAUUAAACAAGCAAGUUGGCAAUGCUGACAAGCUACCAAAGAACAAAUAGUAAGAAUGGAAGCAAAAGAACUCACAUUUUGAAAGAGUUGACAUUAGAACAAAUCAAAAGUGAAGCUGUUAGUUCAGGGACCUGUUCAUGUGCAGCCCCAGAAACAGCUGCCUGGCUCCCUGGUUCCCUAUCCUCUCCAGACACUUGAUCUUCUGAAAAGUGUUAAAACAUUAUGUAAAGUCUCUAUUUUUSUUCUCUCACAACUUUGUGCUUUUACUCGAUUCCCAGGAAAAUUAUUGGGUUAUGGUGGUUUUUCARUUUUAUAGAGAAAGAAUUUUUCUUUCCAUAAAAAAAAAAUUGCCCUCUUGCAAAUUUAUGUGGCAGAAAGAUUUUGACCAGCACUUUCAGCAUCCUUUUAGGUCUGACAUUAUGUAUGGUGGAUGUGCAUAAAGUGGKCACAAGCAAUAAGAAAUUUCUUAUGAGAAUAUCCUUCUGUGUGUAAAUUAAAAUUUUCUUCAUUGCAAAGAGCAUUCCAUUGUUUUUGUGAGUUGCUCUGUGUGUGGCUGUACUUUCGUUUAAUUUCACAUUCUGAAGUGGGAGCUUGCCAGGCUGUGGAAGCUGGGCUUGUUCAGCCUGGAGAAGAGRAGACUUUAGGAGACCUAAUGGCAGCUUUGCAAUCCUGCAAAGAGGGUAUUGAGAUGAUGGGAGCCAAGCUCUCCACAAGAGCUUUGAAAGCAGGAGUGGUGUGGUUUAGCCUGGCUGGAAAUGGAGCACCAUGCAGCCACUUGCUCAGCCCCCUUUUGUGUCCCUCACAAAUAGGUGGAAUGGGGAGGAGAAUCAGAGUAAAACUUCUAGAUUGAGAUAAGAAGUUUAAUAAUGGAAAAUAAAUUAAAAUAUAAUAAUAAUGUUUUUUAAUAAUAAGGGAGGAAACAAGUGACGCACAAUACAAUUGUUCACCACCCACUGACCGAUGACAGACCCCACCCAGAUCAGCCACCAUUCUGGGUAACUUCCCCCAGAUUAUAUAUUGGACAUGACAUUCUAUGGUGGGGAAUAUCCCAUUGGCCAAUUUGGGUCACCAGUCCCAGCUCUGCUCCCUCCCAGUUUCUUUUGCUCACCUGCUCGCUGGCAGAGCAUCAGACAAAAAGAAAAAYCUCCUUUGCUUAGGAUAAAGACAACUUAGCAAAAAACCUAAAUAAAUCAGUGCGUUAUCAACACCAUUCUCAUUCUGAAUUCAAAACACAGCACUGUAACAGCUACUGAGAUGAAAUUAACUCUACCUGAGCUGAAACCAGGAGAAGGAGGGACAUGAAACCAUGCAUAACUUGAAGCUAGAAGGGUCAGAGUUGAUAUAAGGAAGAGCUUCUGAACUAUGAAGAACUGAUAAGCUGUGGAGCAGGUUGCACCAAGCUGUUCUGUGUGCCCCAUCCUCUGGUUUUCAACAUCCAACUCAACAAMGUUUGAGCAAAGUGUGGCCUUGUAGCUGACCUUCCCCUUAGCAGAAGGUUGGACUUGAGAUUUCCUGAGGUCCCUUCAAACCACCACUAUCCUGUCAUCCUCUGGGUAGUCRCUAUUCUGACUGUUGCCUUCCUCUCUAGAAAAUUACCUUCCCUUCCCUUUUUUAUUUCCAUUUGCUGGAUUUUGGUUUGAUGUGGGCUUGCAAUUCUGAUUUGUUUUUUUUUUUCUUCUGUGGUUCCUUCUUAUAUAUUAUGAAGGAUAAGUUGUGCAAGCAGCAGUGCAAGUUACAUCAUCAUGGAUUUUUUCCUGUGCUGACCUAUGCAUUUUGCAACAGAAUGUGAAAUUUCAUUGCAGUAUUGGAAUAAAAGCAGAACCAAACCUCACUGUAACUUCAUAGAAAAAGGAACUCAGUGAUUCAUUUUUAAAUCUUUCACGUGUCAUAAAGGUUGGAAAGUUAAAUCUAUUUGGGCUUUUAAUUUAAAGAAUUUAAAAAUUAAUUUAAAGAAUAAUGAAUACUAAAGCUAAGCAACAAAACAGAGUCAAAUUUAACCUCUGUGUCUGGGAGUAGUGAGAGCUGGCAGCUCCGCAAGGGGCAGUGAGCCAGGAGCCRAGGGUGACAGCCAGGCAGACUGGGCAGAAUCGUCACCAACAUGGCACAGUCCCACCRGACCCCAGAAAGGCACAGGAGCAGGUCUGGCCAGCUGUUCUGUGAUCACCAGACAAAUCUGUGGUGACGAGGCAGCGCGGGGUCAGGCCAAGCCAGGAAGGCAAGGUGGGGUCAGCGGGUGCAAGGUUGGACGUGGCAGUGCCAUGUCAGCAUUGCCUCUGCAUGAGCAGCCAGUUCCUGAGGUAGUAGAAGAGAUCACAGACUCAGUUGGUAAAGUUAGGGCCCUGAGCCUCUGCAAAAAGCUUAAUUUCAAAAAAUUUGGCCCUGGAAUUUUAUAUUCUUUAAUACUGCACCAUUGCUCAUGACAGCCAUAGCUUGGACCAGCUGCCAUUG